GAUCUGGAGAGACCUACAUUUCUUCUUCGAGUGGCGUUCUUUUUUUGGUUUAUUUGAUUUAAUUUACAAGAAAAACACCGAAAAACCUUAUUAUAAAUAUGUUUACAGUUCUAAAAAGAUGUUCAGCAAACAAAUAAAACAUCCGUGUUGUGUUAUCAAAUGAAGUUUCAUCAUAAAAUCGUUGAAAAAGCCGAAAAAUAGUGAAUUUUGUUUUUGGGCCAAAAAUUUGGUGUCUGAAAAGCUGAGAAGAAAAGAAAACACGACGGAACGGAACGGCACGCACGCCACUUCACUUGGUUAACAAAAACAAAGAAAAUUAUCUGCCUGUCCCCGCUGUUGUGAAUCAAUGAGUGAAGUGGAAUAAUCAUGGAAAAUUUGAAAAUAAGUGAAAAUUUAUUUACAAAUAUACGAUAUUUUGUUGUGGGCAAUUUGGAAGAUGAGAUUGACCAAUUGCUCAAAAAUGGUGGCGCCCAGAAAAAAUCCUUCCUCACCGAUAUGGUCACCCAUUUAAUAUGUGCUCCCAAUUAUCAUGAAGAUGAAUUGGCUAUGAACUUGGAUCUGUAUACGGUCAUCCCAGUGACAGAACAAUGGGUGUUGCACAGCGUUAAGCUGGGACGUUUGGCUUCCACAGCGGCAUUUGAUCCCAGCGUUAAUCGUUUAAUGAAAAACAUUUCCGUGGCCAUUGUCAAUGUCUCGGCCAGUGAUCGUAAACGUUUGUACGCCAUGCUGACGUAUAAUGGAGCCCAGGUGACGGCAAAUUUUAAUGGAAACAAUAGUCACUUAAUUGCUGGCAUGGCUGGGGGUCCAGUCUAUACGAAAGCCAUUGCCCUACCCAAAAGUGCCAUAAGCAUUGUUACACCCGAUUGGGUUGUGGAUUGUUUGAAACAAAAGAAAUUAUUAGCAUGUGAUGGCUAUCAUCCGCGUCUUCUCAAAAUAGUGGAGAAACCAAAAUUACCUCAAAUAGCAGCACCGGCAGCAGCGUCCAAUGCCGCCGCAGCAACAUCCAGUGGAAAUAAUAGCCGACUUUCAUCUGGACCAACAACACCCACCCAGUCCCAGCCGCCUACUGUGACAUCAGCAUCGCCUGUUGCCAAUAUUCCGCCUCCAGUUUCCACCCAGCAGCCCCAACCUCCUCCGCCUCCUUCUACCACCACUAGCACCACUGUGGUGCCCCAGUCUGUGGAACAAUCCUUAUCCAAUAUUUUGGGUUUUGAUGAUGACACCCUAAUAGACAAGGUCAGUGAAUCGCCUUCCCUGUCCUCCCUAGAUGCUGCCCAAAGUAUAGCCAAUAUAAAAUCGCAACUGCAGGCAGCAGCUGUACAAAUAACUGCCGCCGCUGCAAAAGACAAUAACAAGACUGCCCUAACUCAACAACCACAACAACAACACCAACAAUCACAACCAACCAAUGUCCUUACCUCCAGCUCACCGGUGACAGGAACAUCGGCAGCAACUACCUCAUCUUCCACACCGACAACACCAAAAAGUGGGGCCACAUCACCUUUUGGGGGUAAUCACUCCAUGGAUCAUUCGCUGGCAACGACCAAUUUACAAUUACAACAACAACAACAACAGCAACCACAAUCACAGCCGCCACCACCACCUCCGCCAGCUCCUUCACCGCAGCAACAGGCUCAACAAUCGCAAAUUGUUUUCGUAAGGCCACGUAAUGUUAGCCAACAACAAAUUCUGCAACAACAACAACAACAUCAUCUCAUUCAAGCAUCACAAGUCUCCCAAACGGGUACGACAACAACAACAAGUGCAAUUACCACGGCCGGUGGACAGCCACAACCAAUUAUUCUGCAACAAAAAAUUAUACCAAAUGUUAGCUUACAACAACAACAACAACAACAGCAGCAACAGGUGCAUCCGCAACAACAACAAUUGCAGCAACUCCAAUCCCCCAAUCAGGGCCAGGGCCAACAACAGCAACAAUUUAUGCCCCAGCCUCCACGUACACCCACCUCAACAAAUCCCGACUCCAGAACUCCUACACCCACGGGUACACCACAGCCGCCUAGGACACCCCAGCCUCUAAGUGGUCGACAAACACCUCAGGCUCCACGCACCCCCCAACCAUCGACCACACCACAGCCGGGUCAAUCGCCUCAGCAUAUCUCCCAAAUUCAAAUGUCGCCCUCAACGGCUGGUCCGCAGUCCAUGGCAGCCACUUCUGCUGGACAAACGAUUCAGCAACCAAGUCCGCAGCAGCAGCCGCAACAGCAGACCAUUACCAUGUCACCCCAGAUGAUGCAUCAGCACAUUUUGAGGCAACAACAAAUGGUGCAACAACAGCUAAUGCAAUUACAACAACACAUACAAAGUGGCCAGACUUUGACACCCAAUCAGCAGGCACUGCAGCGACAACUACAACAACAGCAACAACAAUUGCAGCAACAACAGCAACAGUUGCAGCAGCAACUUCAAUUGCAACAAGCUCAGCAGCAGGCUCAACAACAGCAGCAGCAGCAGCAGCAACAACAACAAAUGCAAAUGCAACAACAGUCGCCACGAAUGCAGCAAAAUCCAUCACCUCGUCAGCUACAAUCUCCUGCACCUCAAAUGACUCCCCCACCACCUCCUCAAUCACCAGGAAUGGCCGGACCACAACAACAGCUGCGCCAGCAAUUACAGCAAGUCCGACAAUCCCAGCAGCAGCAGCAGCAACAACAACAGAGGCAACAACAACAAUCUCCCCAGCACAUGAUGUCGCCACAGCCAUUCCAGCAACCUCAGCGGGUGCAAUUGCAAAUGCAACAAAUGCAGCAGCAACAGCAACAACAACAGCAGCAGCAGCAAUCUCCUCAGCAUAGGGCUUCUCCCGCACCACCCUCACCAAUAAUGCAACAGCAACAAUCGAAAAUGCAAAUUUCCAAUCAUAAGCCCAUAGAUCCCACAGAUCCGGUUCAAGUGGCUCAGAUUCUAAGUCGUUCCGCACCUAGUCCCAAUCAUGAGUCCCUUAUUAUGAGGACCCAACAACUGAAGCAGCAGCAGUUGCAGCAGCAGCAACAACAACAAUUACAGCAGCAGCAACAAGCCCAGACUCAACAGCAGCAGCAGCAAGCCCAGACUCAGCAACCCUCUCCCCAGCAGGCUCAACCUCAACCCCAACAACAGCCAUUGUUGGGCAAUUCCAAUAACCCAACGGUUGGAGGGGUUACUGGCCAAAGGCAGGUCAUAAACACGGCCACAGCCCAGGGACAACAAAUCAUACAAAGCCACAUGGUUACAGUGCAACAACAGAAACAACAAAUGUUACAAUUGCAACAACAACAACAGCAACAGCAGCCACAGCAACAACAAAUUUUGCAGCAAAAAACUGGAAUGGUAUCACCCCAGCAUCUGCAACAGCAGUCGGCGGGUGGACAGCAAAAUAUGAUUGGUAAUCAGCAGCAGCAACAACAACAAUUACAAUCUCAAUUACAACAACAACAAGUUGUGCAGCAACAACAAGUUGUACAACAACAAGUGGUCCAACAAUCCCCUAAUCAGCAGCAGCAGCAGCCGCAGAUGCAAUUUGUGGGUACCUCACCGCAGCAACAAGAGCAAAGACAGCAGCAAAUUCUUAUGCAACAACAGCAACAACAACAAUUAUUACAAAAUCAACAACAACAACAGCAGCCCCAUUCGCAAACAUCUCAGGCGGGUGGGGUGCGAAUUAUUCAACAGACAAUACAACCGGCACCGGGCACAACUUUCCAAACCGCCACCCCCCAACAACAGCAACAAAUUUUACAACAAAGGCAGGUCCAAUUGCAGCAGCAGCAGCAACAACAACAACAACUUCAAAAUACUCAACAACAACAGGUGGCAGGGGGGGGACAAUUGCAACAGGUCCUUAGUACCACUGGUGGAAAUACAAAUAUUGCAGCUCCGGCCGCUCCCCCACCGGGUACUCCAAAUAAACCGAAAUAUAUUAUCAGUCAACAACAAUUCAAUCAAUUAAGUUUGCAACAACAACAACAAAUACUACAACAAAACCAACAAAAUCAGAAUUUCUUUAUUGUCAAUCAGACGAAUGUUACGGCGAUGCAGCAGCAGCAGCAACAACAACAACUUCAGCAGCAGCAGGCGGCGGUGGCUGCUGGACAACCUCAACAACAAAUGCAGACUGUUGUAGGCCAACAACAAAUUGUACAGCAAAUUGGUCAAAGUCCCAAUCAAAUGAUGAAACAACAACAGGCGCCACCUCCAAUGUAUGGCCAGCAAAGGACGCUGGCACAGCAACAGCAACAACAACAAACUAUUGUGCAUCAACAACAAGUUCUUGAUUUAGAGGGGAAUGUCUUGCAAUCGCCACAACAGCAGCAGCAGCAGCAACAAAGAAUACUUUUGCAGCAACAUCAAGUGGCGCCCAAUGCUUCACCACAGCAGCAGCAAUCUCCCCAUCCCCAGCAGCCGCAACAGCAACAAAUUGUCAUUAACCAACAAAUUAUCAAUAAUCCUCAACGAUUGCAAUAUUUACAACAACAGCAACAACAAUUGCAAUUCCAACAAAAGUCUCAAUUACAGCAGCAGCAGCAGCAAACGACUGGUAUUGUUGUGGGCCAACAGGGCACACAGCCACAAAUUGUACAACAACAAAUUCUGCAACAAAGCCCCCAACAUCCAGGCCAACAACAACAGCAACAAAUUAUUAUACAACAAACGAUACCCCAGCAACAUAUUGUGGCUGGGAGCCAAACGAUUCUACAAAAUCCCCAACAGCAGCAGCAGCAACAGAUUUUGGUGCAACAGCAGAAACAACAACAAAUGCAAAUUCAACAGCAGCAGAUACUGGAUCCCCAACAACAGCAACUGUCGCAGUCACCACAACAUCAGCAGCAGCAGCAGAUUAUUUUACAGCAACAACCUCUACAACAAACAACGCUUAUCCAACAGCAGCAACAACCUCAACAACAGGGUCAGAGAAUGCCGCAACAAACACCGCCUCCACAAUCACCACAACAGCAGCAACAACAACAACAAAUACUUAUACAACAGGCCAGUUCGCCACAACAUCAACAGGCACAACAGCAACCCCAUUGGUCACCCCAAAGUCCUGCCCAGCAGCAGCAGCAACAGCAACAACCAGGCACCCCCGGUUCCACUGGUGGUGGGCUACAAUCUCCCCUACAGGGCCAACAGCCACAAAUCCAACAGAUUAUACCCCAACAACAACAACAACAGCCACCACCACAACAACAACAAUUCAUUCGAUCCAUACGACCCUCAGCUGCCGGACAAUGGCAACAACAAUCGGCUGCCAUACUUCCGCCCGGUGCCCAGCCCCAACGCCAACUAAUCCAUCUCGACGACAAAACCCAUGCCCACUUCAUGUCCCUGGAUCCCAUCAAGAAGGCCGAAUAUAUUUCCAAACUACAACAAAGUAAGCAGCGGGUUAUGCUAAGGCAACAGGUGGCCUAUCAACCACGUCCGGGUGCCCCCAAUGUUGUGGCCAGUGCUUUGGGCACACCGCCCAGGCCAGUGGCUCCCACCACCCAGCACAUUAUUGUGCAAUCUCAAAUGCCGGCUGGCCUGACACAACAACAACAAAUGCAAUGGUUGCAGCAGCAACAACGUCAGGUGGUGGUAAGAACGGGAAGGGCACCGGGUCUAACGCCCAUUGGACAGCAGCAGCAGCAACAGAUAGUCACGGCCGGCGGAGGUGUGGGAGUGGCUGGGACGGCCGUUAAUAUAAGCCAACAACAAUUGCAACAGCAGCAACAACAACAACAGCAAAUGUUUAAUCCCAACGAUCCCAAUCAACAGAUACUAUUGCAACGACAGCAAUUGCGUGUUCAAUUGCAGCAACAGCAACAAGCAGCCGCAGCGGCGGCUCAACAACAGGCUGUCCAACAGCAGCAGCAAAUUGUUGGCCAAAAACCAGGCCACCAAACUGUUCAAGUCAUCACCGGUCCCGGUGGCCAGGUAAUUGAACAGCAAACCAUUAUCCAACAACCGCAACAGCAACAACAGACUGUUGUAACCAAUCAAAUGGUUGCAGGCCAAACCAUGCAGGGUGGUCAAGCUCAACUGCAAGGCGGCUCCGGCGGCAAUGUAAUUACUACUUUGGCACCCCAAACCGUGGUUAUGUCGUCAAAUCAGGCCAUGACGCCCGGUGUCGGUGGUGGUGGUGGUGAGGGACAAAUGCAACAACAGCAGCAGCAGCAGCAACAACAUCUCAAUAUGAUACAGACUCAGCAGCAACAAAUGAAUUUGAAUACCAAAACGGCCCUGGCAAAAAUGUUAAACAAUCGUGUGCAACAGCAACAACAGCAGCAGCCGCAACAACAACAACAAAUGCAGCAACAAGGUAUGGUGCAAAUGGUGCAAGAUCCCACGGGUCAGUUGCAGACCCAGCAGCAGCAACAACAACAAGUAUUGGCUGUCCAACAGCAGCAGCAGCAGCAACAGCUUCAACAACAACAGCAUCCCCAAUUACAACAGCAACAACCUCAAAUUAUACAACAAACCCAAGUUGUUGUGGCUGGACCACAACAACAACAACAGUCUCUGCAACAACAGCAACAAAUUAUAAUGAAUCAACAACAACAACAGCAGCAGCAUCUUAAUCCUGCUGUCGUCCAAACAGCCGUCACUGGUCCUGGUGUCAUUGCUGCUGCUGGCCAGCAAACAAUGGAAGCCAGUGCUGCCGUCACAUUGCGUUUGAUGACCCAACAACACAAUGCCAACAUGCAACAGCAACCCCCACAUCAUGUCCCACCUUCUCAUCCCAACACCCCAACGGCUGUAACCCCUGGCGGCGGUGGUGGUUCAGUCAUUCCCAAUCAAAUAAUUACCCAACAAGUUGGUGGUGUUACUGCUGCUGGUGGUGUUGUGGGAGUAGUGCGCAGCCAGCAGGAAUUACUGCUCCUACAACAACAGCAGCAGCAGCAACAACAACAACAACAACAACAACAGCACCCGGUGCAACAGCAACAAAUGCGCCGACCCAUUUUACAAAGUCAAAUGUCAGCGACGGCCGGUGUUGCCACCGGUCCAGUAGCUGCCAAUACAAUUCUGGCCGCUGGUGUACCAGGACAACCGCAGCAACAACAAAUUGUACAACAACAACUGAUUGUAACAGCUGGCGGUGGUGGUGCAGUCCAGCAGCAGGUUGUUGCAGCUCCUGGACAACUGCAUGGUGGCCAUCAUGGUCAUGGCCCACCCGGCAUAAUGACCCCAGCCGGUUACAUACAACAGGGUCGUGUCACCCAAAUUCCCAUACCCCAAAGGCCACAAUACUAUGGCCAUAAUCCCAAUCUAAAAUUACCCCCCGAUCUGUUUUUGGUCGGCUGUACAUUUUACAUUGUCGAGGAGUACGAGGAGACGGAUGGUGAUGAGCUGCCCAUUUGGAUGGAAACCAUACGACAAUUUGGUGGCGACAUUGAAAAAGUCUAUUGCCCUCGUGUUACCCACGUUCUGUGUCGCACACAACGUCAUGGUGUGGUCAUGCAAGCUCUGCGAGAAUCGAAACGUUGCAUCACCGCCUAUUGGCUUAGUGACAUUUGUCUAAAGAAACAGCUACUGCCGCCGUGGCAACCCCUACACUUACCCUUCCCCAGUCAAUUUGGUCACCAAAAACCCCUGGAGCGACACAUCAUUGCCUCGAAUGGCUAUGAACCGAAAGAGGAACAUCGCAUCAAACAAAUGGUCCAGGAAUGUGGUGCCAUCUACACAUCAUAUCUGUCCAAGAUGAACACGGUGCUGGUGUGUAAAAAAUUCGAGGGUGAAAUGUAUAAUGCUGCCAAAGAAUGGAAUAUACCCAUGGUCAAUUCGAUGUGGUUAAACGACAUCGCCAUAGGCAAUCUAAGUUCAAUGUCUCAAUAUGACAAUCCGAAAUACCAACAGUAUAAUAUCCAGCCACCAUUCCGUAUUGAUUAUGGUUUGGUGCCGCAUCUUAUGGCUGCUUGGAAAGCACCCAUUAACCUAACCCAAGAAGCUCACGAGCGGGUUAAACGCUUUUUAGCCGAUCCAUUCUAUGAAAAGGCAAAGCGACAAAAAAUAUCACCAUAUCAAGAAGAAAUACCUGAAACCAUACUCUGUGUUGAAUAUCCCCAGACGGCCAAGCCGCCCAAGGUAUUGUUCUCACAGGUGGCCGAUCCGGAUUCGCUGAAAAAGGCUGUAGUAUCCCUUGGCGGCAUUGUUGUUGACAAUCCUGUGGAUGCCACAUAUUUAGUAAUGACACGCGAAAGUCGUACCUGUAAACUUAUACAAGCUGUCUGCCAUGUCGAUUAUGUCCUCAAGUCACAAUGGUUGGUGGAAAGUGCCAAGGCUGGGAAAUUUCUACCGCCCGAACCAUAUCGCAUCGAAUACAUACCCGUCGAUGAGAAUCUAAAAUUCCAUUUGGACACAGUUCUUCAGUCGACAACACGUUCCACUCUCUUUGCCGGGCGAUAUUUCUUUGUGACACCUGACGUUUUUCCUGCCCGUUCGGAAAUUGUACGCAUGAUUGAAUCAUCUGGCGGUAAAGUGGAGGAAAAACGACGCACCGCCCAGGCCAUUGCGGAAAUACAUGCCCAAUCACCGAAUGCCUAUAUUAUUGUGACAUGUCCCAAUGAUAUGCAUUUGUGUGUGGAUUUGACACGUUUCGGUAAUCCCAAGUGUCCGAUUGUCUCAACGGAAUUCGUUAUGAGUUCAAUACUCAAACAGACACUGGAAAUUGAACCAAAUAUCAUACCAUAUUUGUAUAAUAAUAAUAUUUAUUCGGGUAUUAGCAGUAGUGGUGUUACGAAAACAUCUAAAUAGCCUUUGUUGAAAGGUGGUGGAGCGGGAGGCGGGGCAGGGGGAGGAGUUAUGGGAGUAGGCUGUGGGCCUUUGUUAUUACCCAAUGAUGUACAGGUGUAUGAUGAUCUGCAUAGAUAUAUGGAUUUAAUGGACACCUUAUUGGACGAUGGCUCGGAAUCAUUGUUUUGAGGAGGUAAACAUCGGUUUUGAAUGGGAAAAAGUGAGGUCUUUUGAAAAAAAAGUGAGUUCUCUUGAAAAAGAAGUCAAUUUUACUACCCUAAAAAUGAGAGAAUGUGAAAAGGCUGCUUUUCCUUUUUUUGGGAAAAGAAUACGAAUUUGGCAUUUCAAUUUAAUGGAUACCGUAUUGGAUGAUGGCUAGGGUAAUUGUUUUGAAGGGAUGGGGAAAAAGUGAGGUCUCUCAAUUUUUUUUUAAUUUUCCUAACCUAAAAAUGAGAAAAUAUGGCUUAACCCUAGUUUAGUAAAAACUUUAAUUUUUUUUUAAAUUUCUCUUCCAACGUUAGGUAUUUUUACCCUGAUCAAGAAAACAAUUUUUUGUUCUUGAGGGAAGGACCUGGGACCCCAUAUUUUUGACCCAAAAGUCCGGGUUUCUGAACCCGAUUAGACCCGGAUCCACGUACCCGAUAUAGACAACAUAAUUUUAAUUAACUGGUUAGAAUCGGGUUAUGCGGGUUAAAAGGCCCAUAUCUCUGGACCCAAAAAAACUAUAAGCACAAAUUUUAGCAUUUUGUAAAGGUAAGAGUGUCAGCAAUAAUUUGGCAUCUAUUUGGUUGACCCCCAUAAUGGGUUUUUAUAAAAAAAAUUCGGGUCCAAACAAUCAAUAAUUUGACUAUAACUUCCGAACCGCUUAAAAAUUACCCCAUCUUGUGAUCAGUUGUUGGAUAGGUAUUUCUUUCUUUGUCUAUAUAGGGUAAG
Molecule: messenger RNA, 9645 nt
Organism: Musca domestica (house fly)
Lineage: Eukaryota; Metazoa; Arthropoda; Insecta; Diptera; Muscidae
Gene: Ptip
Product: trichohyalin
Exons: 5
Coding region: 367-8733 (2788 amino acids)
Cellular component (GO): MLL3/4 complex
Source: RefSeq, a predicted model, not a curated record